CUAACGUGUAUGCGCAGGCGCAGUGGCACUUCGCACAACCGCAAUAAGCAAACAUGGCGGCGGCCGUCGACAGUGUUGUGAAAGUGCUGGGAGAGCAGUAUUAUAGAGAUGCUAUGGAGCAGUGCCACAGUUACAAUGCUCGUUUGUGUGCUGAGCGCAGCAUCCUCAUGCCUUUCCUCGACUCUCAAACUGGUGUGGCCCAGUCCAACUGUUACAUCUGGAUGGAGAAGAGACACCGGAGUGCAGGUGUAGCUCCAGGGCAGUUAUACACCUACCCAGCCCGUCGCUGGAGGAAGAAGCGGCGUUCCCAUCCUCCUGAGGAUCCACGCUUAGCUUUCCCCCCUCUGAAAGCAGGUAUCGCUCCAGGUGGAACAACUUUACUACCAUCAAAAAUAGAUUUGGAGUUGGGUCUGAAGAGAGAUGCGUUGGGAGCAGUGGAUGGCAGCAGUCUGGAGGCCCUGCUGAAGGGGGAGCCCCUUGACAGGAGGAGCGGAGUAACGGAGGUCCGUCCUGAGGAUGAUCAGGCAACUGUGGAGCCUCCUGCCACCUCAACGACCACUCACACAUCCUCUGGGCGUAUCCGCAAGAGAGUCCUGGACCACGAUGACUACUUGGACGACCUGGAUGACGAAGACUUUGAGGACGAGACCCCCAAGAGACGAGGCAAGAGCAAGUCCAAGGGUCGCAGUGACAAGAAUGGCAAGAAAAAACAGGAGGCAGCAGCUGCAGCGCUGGAGGAGCGGGACAAGCCGUACGCCUGCGACAUCUGUGGGAAGCGCUACAAGAACCGUCCUGGCCUGAGCUACCACUAUACACACUCCCACCUGGCCGAGGAGGAGGGCGAGGACCGCGAGGAGAUCGAGGCACCACCCACUCCUCGCCAGCCUGAGGAGCAGAAGACAACUAAGAAGGGUCCCAAUGGUUUGGCACUGCCCAACGAUUACUGCGACUUCUGUCUGGGAGACUCUACCUUAAACCAGAAGACUGGCCAGUCAGAGGAGCUGGUGUCCUGCUCAGACUGUGGACGCUCAGGCCACCCAACAUGCCUGCAGUUCACACCAGUGAUGAUGGCUGCAGUGAAGACCUACCGCUGGCAGUGCAUCGAGUGCAAGUGCUGCAACGUUUGUGGCACCUCAGAGAACGACGACCAGCUGCUGUUCUGUGAUGACUGCGACCGAGGCUACCACAUGUACUGUCUAAGUCCCCCCAUGACUGAACCACCAGAGGGGAGCUGGAGCUGUCACCUGUGCCUGGCUCUGCUGAAGGAUAAAGCCUCCAUAUACCAGCAGAACCAGAGCUCCGCCCCUGAGUGACAUCAUAUCACCAACUCCUGCCCCCUCAGUACCGGGACCCCACCCCCGAUGGAAAACGUCAGACCUCCUCUCAGUCCGGAGCGCCACGCUCUGUCCAGAUGUAGCUGAGCCAGAUCGCAGAUCAGCUUUAGAAGUCUUAAUAUCUACAGCGUCAGUGUGGGGGAUCAAACUAUCACUACCACCCUGAGGCCUGCCGUCAAACACAUACAUAUUGUGCGUAUAUACAGUGUAGACACACACUCUCUCCUGGACUGUUACACACACUAGAUACAGAGACAGAGAGCAUGCAGUAACCAUAGCGACUGCUGUCUCCAUGGGAGCUCCCAGGAGCAAAAAUGGAUUAGCAUCACAGCUAAUUAUCUGCAACCUUUCACACUCAAAGACACAGUGUGGACUGUCGAGACAACACAGUUUCUUUUCUGCCAAAUUAUCUAUUUUUGCUCCCCGGGUGUGGGAGAAAGAAAAUUUCACCACGUAUACGGCCGAGGAAUAUUAUUAUUAUUAUUAUUAUUACUAUUGUUAUUGUUCUGGUUACUAGUGGACUUUUGUAGUGGCAUUUGUCUGUGUACUUUUGUCUGAUUGGAGCGUUAAUCUUUUCAAGAGGUUUCCCUGAGGGGAGCCGGUCAGUGCCAAGGUCCACCACCAUAUAAAAAUACACACAGCAAUGACCCAUGUGGCUUAUCAUAAUCACAAAAAAAAUCAUCUUUGUUUCAUUUUAAAUCGGAGGGACAAAGACGGUAAAACGAAGACGCUGAGACUUUGCCUCGUUAAGGUGUUAGCACAAAAUCUUUCUCCUUCACGAUCGCUGAUUCUGUUACUUAAACCAAACACUAUACAGCCGAGCACAUACUGUAAUUUGGGCUUGUGAGACGAAACAUUUUAGUUUAAUGCUGAUCUACAACGUUUCUCCAUCAGACACUCUUUUAUUUUGAAAAACCUGACUUUUGAUAAGUCAGAUAAUGCUGUUCUCAUCGGGGGAAACUCACUGCUGUAAGUCCAUUGAACUAGUAAUCCUAAAGGUGCAUCGUCUUUCUCAAAGAUUGUUUUGUGCUAGCGUUUUAGUGACAUCAUCCUUGACGAGUCGUUUUUCAUACAGCCGCUGUCAUGGCGACGACACACGGACUCAUUUACAAACUGUAGCUGCUUUUAUCAUUUGUCACACUGAGGCAGAUUUGCAUGCAGAUUGCACCUGUAUGAAUGAACACACACACACUCACAUAACAAGUGUUUUUUUUGUCCGUUUUUCUUUUCUUUUUCCAUUUGUUUUAUUGUUUGUAUUUUUUUUUUGUAUUUUUUUUUUUUUACAUUUUAUAUUACCUGAUAUUCCAUUGGUACUGGGAGUUUUUUCUAGUAGAAUUUUGUAAAGUCUAUGGUAUAGCAAACACUUCAAGUAUAUAGCUACUAAUGCAUUCUAUGUACUGUAUCGACUUUUUCUAUUUUUGUUAUGACUGUGACAUGUUUGGAUUUAUUUGAUUAUUCUGAUAUGUCAGACCUCCAUUAUGAGUAUUUGUAAAAUGAUGUACUUUGUUGUACUAUUUUUAUUUUUACAUUUCUUUGUUAUCGAAGCCGAUUUAGCCUGACUGAAUUAAAAAAAUCACUUUGAA
Molecule: messenger RNA, 2917 nt
Organism: Acanthopagrus latus (yellowfin seabream)
Lineage: Eukaryota; Metazoa; Chordata; Actinopteri; Spariformes; Sparidae
Gene: dpf2l
Product: D4, zinc and double PHD fingers family 2, like
Exons: 11
Coding region: 54-1313 (419 amino acids)
Biological process (GO): nervous system development
Cellular component (GO): nBAF complex
Source: RefSeq, a predicted model, not a curated record